This is a messenger RNA of Aspergillus calidoustus, 900 nucleotides long. The record is from the annotation of a GenBank genome assembly. NCBI's taxonomy places the organism in Eukaryota, Fungi, Ascomycota, Eurotiomycetes, Eurotiales, Aspergillaceae.
AUGGCCCUAAAUACAGAAGCCAACCGCGUCGAAGUAUUAUCCCACCCAGCUACUGCUACCACGGAUGCAGACAACCAACGCGACCAACCCAACCUCCUCUCCCUCAAAUGGGCCAUGGGAGAGAAAUGGUGGCACCGCUCAAAUUACACAGGCGCGCUGCUCUGUAAUACCGCGGCCUUUAUCCUCCCUGCGCUCUACAGAACACUAGUCAAGAUCUGGAUCGCGAAUAUCGACUCCUCGUUCGUUGUUACGACGGAUGUGCACACGUACAUUGGGCGGCGCCGCCCAACAGUUCUCGUCAACCUUUGCUCUCUGCUCUAUUUCCUAUCCACAGUUAGUUUCAGGCGAGAUGCAGAUGCGCCGACGAUUCGCGAAUUUUUCGUUCUACCCAAACCCGGUUUAAUAACGCUCAUUGAAUCCGCCAUCCGAAAUGCGCUGUACCUCUGGCUAGUUGCUGGUGUAGUCUCCAUGUCGGCCGACUAUGCAACGGCAUGGGGUGUAUUCAGUACGAUCUGGUGGGCUCUGAUUAUUGUUCCUGUGCAAGCGGCGGAGGCUACGACACUUCCGUUCGUGGGACGCGCUUGGGGUCAGUUAAAGCGGAGGGGAGAUUUGCAGCGGUGGUCGUGGUUAAGCCUAUAUGCCUUCCUAUCUGUCGCUCUCAUCCUCAUGAUUGAAACCCCAUUGCUAAUCUUUAUGUCGCUGUAUGUUGUGAGUCCUUUCGCCUUCUGGCUAAGUAAUUCCUGUCCUGUCGCAAAGAUCGUUGAGAACUUGUGGAGGACUAUAGACUGGACAGCUGUGCGAAAGGGUACCUUGGUUGUGCUGUUCCGAGUGAUUUCGUCGCUACAUUGUCAACUCCACGGCCGAUCCGGCUGUAAUUGCAUUAUGCAAGAAGGAGCUUAA